AGUAACGCAUUAAGUAUCCGACCAGAACGUCGUGCGCGCACUUCAAUUUUUUUUCCUCGUGUUGGCCAGAUCGAAGAAUUUCUCGAAAAAUAUUCAAAUUACGGUUUACCGGGUGCAUUCCGUUAAACUCUGAGCCAGUGUCGAGUGUGUGUGUGAGUGGUUUUUUGUGUAUUUGGGUGUGCGCGAAAAUUGAAAAUAAAUAUGUGAAAUUAUCAUCGGGUAAUAAAUAUCUACAUACAUAUAUUGGAAUCGAGAAAGCUCAACAAAACGCGUUACAAACAUGGAACAUGGAUUAUAGAAGAUCGAAAGGGUUUUAAACUGAUUGAAAGCCAUUUCCAGAUCGCUUUUUUAUUUAAGUUUCUUGGAUCUCAACACACAUUCUCAAUUUUUGCAUUAUUGUUAUUCGUUAUGCUGUACAGUAAAACAUGGCUAAAUCGUCACUUUAUGCUGCUGGGGUGACCUGUUUGGGUUUCAUUUGCUUUGCCUUGGCAUCGGUGGCCAUUGGUAUACCAAUUUGGGGUUACUACAAUAGUCCAUCGGGUGAAUAUAUAAGUGGCUUUGAUUUGGAUCGUGGAUAUUUUAGCCCGUUUAAAGUUUGCAAACAAUUGACAUAUAAUCGCGAAAAAUGCGGCAAUGAUGUUUCGAAAUUUAGAUUAAGCAAUGUAGUCUUUAUCAGUGGCCUAUUGGCCAUUGGCAGCUCAGCUGUGCUGGGCGUAUUUUGCAUACUCUCGGUCAUUCAACAUGCAAUGAUCUCAUCGAGGGAGAAGGUUGUUAUGCCCUAUACAACACUUGUGAUAGUGAAGCUACUCUUAGCCCUGUUAGGUGGUGUGCUGGCCAUUAUAGCCACUGUGUUAUUUGCCCUGCAAAUUGAUGAGCAAGAGCGUUUUGGUUUCAUAAUCACUCGUGGCAUAUCCUUUUACAUACAGAUUGUGGCUAUUGUGCUGUCAGUGGCCCUGUUUGUGGCCGCGUUGUACGAUGUGAUCUUUACACGCAGUCCAGGCGGUGAUCCGACCAUGGCAUUGGAUGCCUCAUCGCCUGCCAGCGCCACAACCUUCAAUAAUCCCGGUUUCAAGGAGCCACGCAGUCGCAAUGGCGUAUCGGUGACGGAUGCUUCCGGCAAACCGUAUAGCGGGAUUCGCAACGGUGCCGGAAGUGGCGGCGGUACAGCGGGCAGUGUGGCCUCCAUGAGCACCACAGUCACAAGUGUUUCGAAUGGUUCGACACUUGAUUCGGUGACACGAUCACCAUUACGUUCGAGCCUGAAGAAACCCCGACCACGGCCAGAUCCAACGUUGGGCAUACAAAAUCCGGGCUAUUCUGGUUCCGGUAAUUCACCGCCGCCCAUGCGACGAAAUGGUAGUGUGAAAAAGGUUCGCAUACAGACGCACAGCACAGAGGUUUAAAUACAUAUGGAAUGUGUAGAAUCUGUUCAGUAGAAGUAGUUAAUAAGUGUCGACAAAAGCAUUAACAAACAACAGCAACAAACAACAUUUACAAAGACUGUGUACAGUAGCAAACAAAAAAAAAAAAACAAACAAACAAAAACAAAACCACGAAUUGACACAACAUUCGAACAUUUGAUUUCAACAAGUACUUUUCAAAAAUUUUCAUUUUGUUUUCUUUCUUUGAUUUUUGUUUCAUUUGUCUUCCAACAAUGGCCGCCCUAUACAUACAUAUAUCUUCAUAUCAAUGUGUGUGUGUGUAUAUAGCAGGCUAUAACUAAUUUGAUUUCUGUUUAAGGCAACGGGUUCCGUCCAUGGGCAAAAAAGAAAAACAAAAAAAAAAGACAACAUAAAGUAUUUCAUUUGAAUUUUCUCUCAAAAGUAUUUCAAAAUGUCCUCAUAAACCAUUAAACCCCCCCACAUACACACACACACAUUCACCCACCCACACACACGGCCCAGUUCCGUUCCACAAAUCAGUUAUACUUAUUAUCCACAAAAUGAAAUCCACAAUUAAUAUUUAAUUUAAUUUUAGUUUUUCACCUGCAA
Molecule: messenger RNA, 1991 nt
Organism: Drosophila willistoni
Lineage: Eukaryota; Metazoa; Arthropoda; Insecta; Diptera; Drosophilidae
Exons: 7
Coding region: 426-1403 (325 amino acids)
Source: RefSeq, a predicted model, not a curated record